UCCAGUUGGCCAUCCAGCUCACCUGGUCUGUUGGACCAGUCCCUUCCUGGACAUCAUUUUCAAUCUGACUUUCAGACUGAUCGUCUCACAGAAAGGUUGGAUCUUCUUUACAGAUUCCAGUGACGGUGUUUUGGAGCAGCCUCGAGAAAAGAAGAUGAUUGAACUGGGUCUCGCUGAAGGGUGCCUCAUCGAUGAGCUGAUGGAGUUGACGUCGCAGAGCAUCGGUCAGCUGGAAAUCCAGGAACAUUUCAACAUCAUCAAGGAGAUCGGACGGGGAAAAUAUGGCAAAGUGCUGCUGGUCACUCACCGUUUUAGGGGGACUCCAAUGGCCCUGAAAGUGAUGCCUAAAGCCUCCACUAAACUGCAGGGCUUUCUACGAGAGUACUGCAUCUCCCUACACCUGUCCUGCCACCCCUGCAUUGUGGGCCUGUUUGGCAUCGCUUUCCAGUCCAAAGAGCACUACUGCUUCGCCCAGGAGCUGGUCAUUGGGAGGGAUCUUUUUGCUGUCAUCAAGCCAAAAGUGGGAAUCCCGGAGUCGUCAGUAAAACGCUGCGUCCUCCAGAUCUCCAGUGCGCUGGAGUUCAUCCACAGCCACGGUCUGGUCCACCGGGAUGUCAAGCCUGAAAACAUCCUGCUGCUGGACUCUCACUGCCGACAGGUCAAGCUGGCAGACUUUGGCCUGGCCCAGAAAAGAGGAACCCUCAUACGCUUCAUCACAGGGACUUUACCGUACAUGGCCCCAGAACUUUGCAGGGUGGCUCUGUUGGACAAUCAGAAAGAGGUGACAGUGCCUCCUCUGAGCGUGGAGCCCAGCUUGGACACCUGGGCCUUUGCAGUGGUCAUCUUCUGCAUCCUCACCGGUUACUUCCCAUGGGAGCGUUGCAUGGACUCGGACAGCUUCUAUCAGGAGUUUGCCGACUGGUGCGAGACGAAGAAGAAAGUUUACGUGGAGGAUGACAUCCCUCCUUUGUGGAGGAGGUUCACCCCAGAGGCUAUGGAGAUGUUCAGUCUGCUUCUGGCUCCAGAUGCGUCACAGAGGAGUUCAGCAGGAACAGUGAGAGCCUACAUGGAAAGAGACUGGCUGAGAAAAGACCAUGGCAACCAGCUGCUCUAGAUAAAUCUGCAGAGUGCUCAUAUUUGGAGGCAUGUUCUGUAAAAAAAUAUGUUGAUUAAAAUCAAACCAAAAACAUGGAGGUGACAGUUUGUGUUUACUUGUGUCAUAAUUAAAAGGCAAAAAUGUUUAUUUGGUUCGAUUAAAAGAGCCAGUGUGGCAUACCAAAAGUAGACAUCAUUUAAAUAUAAAUCAUUAAAUUUUGUUUUAAAAUUUUCAUUAUUUUAGAUCAUGGAAGGUGAAGGCAGUGAUUUCCUGCCUUCAACUGUCACUUUCUACAAUAACUCUGAAGAGUUGAAUUCAUAUGAGUUACAACUAUAUUUAGUUUCCCUUUGAGAUGAAUAAAGUAUUUUUGAAUUAAAUUUGAAUUGAACUAAGUAUGUGUAUCACAGAACAACAUUUAUGAUUCAAAAGGAUGAACCAGAAACCCUUGAAAAGAAGAUUUUUUACAUAACAAUGUACAAAACAAAACAAAAAAAUACAUUUAAGAUUUUCUGAAAUACAAAUAUUUGAUCCAAAACGUUAGCAAGUAAUGUAAAAAUUGUUUCCUCAAUAGCUCAUGUAUAGCUACUGUAUCUUUACAACAUAAUAUUGAUUGAAAUUCUAAUUUCAAGACCAAGAGGUGCAGUUUUGUUGAAUGUUACGUGAAACAUGUGAUUUUACAUGGAUGCUGAUGUUGCUAGCAGUAAACUAAAAUGAGCACAAGGCAUUUUCCAGUCUUCUGACAUUUAUGGACAACUCUGAUGGACAGUAGCCUUUAGUCCUGGAGUUCUUCUGUAUUGAUUUUUUUAAAGACCCUUGAUCUUAAAAAGAUCUCUUGAGAAAGAUCACUUUUAUCGUCUGUCUGACAAAACGUGACUCUGAACUUUGGGGGCCUUUGAAAAUUUAUGACCCUCGUCGGGUCGUGGUGGGCAGGUGUGUGGCUGUUGUAAAUCCUUAUGGAGAAACAUUUUAUAAAUAAGGACACACGCACUCUCUCUCACACACACACACAUGCGCACGUGUUUAGAUUAAAGUGUUUUCAAAUACAUAUGUUGGGCUGUGGUUACUUCCUGUAUUAACUAGAACUGUGUACUUUUUUGUUGAACAGUUGCUAUUUAGUGAUGUAAUAAAAGCAUCAGUUUUUAUGUGUGGUUGUUCAUGAAAAACAUUUAUGUUCUUUAUUUUAAGAAGGAAGUUGAAGAACAUUCUUGCUGUAUUUUUGUAUUAAAGAACAACAUGUUCUUUAGAAUAUUAUUAGUUCAGCAUAUUUCUGUUUCUCAAGUGAAUGUAACAGUAAAUCUAAGUCAUUAAUGAGAACUCUUGAUGUCUUUUUGCAAACUUUAGACAGGACUUCAUAUGACGUCUCAAUAUUUGUUUUCAACUUGCCAUUCUUCAGUGAAGCUCAGUCUGAUUGAAUGGAUCACUAAAUGCUGUGCUGUCACCAUUCUGUCAAGUCACAGUUCUUCAUUCAAAUCCAUCCUGCUUCUUGGUGUCUUUUCUCAUUAAUGCUCUUUUUGCCCAACCUGUCAGGUUAAGUAAGGCAGAAUGUUGUGCUUGCUAAUCUUGUUUUCAUGUUAGACUUGUUUCCCUUUCUCUCUAGUUCAGCUCUCAGCAUGUUAUCUUUAAUUUAGUGUUAAAUAUUCCCCUCAUUAGACUCAGCUCGUUCCCAUGUCAUUGAUCACUACUUUUCUGUGUUUAAGCUCUUUGGCCAAUUUGUGAAAGAACUUUAAUUGUCUUAAUUUGUUCCAUCAUUAAAUCUCUUCACCUCUC
This is a messenger RNA of Poeciliopsis prolifica (blackstripe livebearer), 2863 nucleotides long. RefSeq names its product serine/threonine-protein kinase SBK1. The transcript has 5 exons. Gene Ontology annotation, molecular function: ATP binding; protein serine/threonine kinase activity. Gene Ontology annotation, biological process: peptidyl-serine phosphorylation; peptidyl-threonine phosphorylation. The record is from RefSeq and is a predicted model, not a curated record. Bases 155 to 1114 code for a protein of 319 amino acids. Lineage: Eukaryota; Metazoa; Chordata; Actinopteri; Cyprinodontiformes; Poeciliidae.